AUGUCACGACCAGCAUCGUCUUUCCUUCAGCGUUUCUCUGAAGUAUACAAAACAGUCAGGUUUCCAUGGAAGAAGCACGCUCUAGUAGGCAAAGACCUCGAAGGCAACGAGUACUGGGAAAUGCCCAAUCCACUAGAUCUUACUAUGCGCAUAGGUGGUCGCGUUAAGCGUUGGGUGCAGAUGAAGGACCACGAUGACAUGACCUUGCUGGAACAGUCGCAUUUACCAGUACAAUGGCAUGCCUGGUUGCGCCAUACUCGACCUACUCCUCCAAGUAUUCAAGAAUUAGUAAUGGAAGAGAGAAGAAAGGCAAUUGUCCAAGGAAGGGCCAAGAAAUUAGAUGAUGCUUGGGCAGAGCGUAAGCUUCAGAUUGAACGAGAAGAGGCCGCAGAACCUGCCAAAAUGAUCGAAAGAGGAUCUCCGCCAGAAGAUGCCUCAGUUGAAGAUGCAUCUUCCACCAAAAAAACCUCUCGCCCGACCGGACAGGGAGAUACAUUUGUACCCGGAGAAUGGCAACCCAACGCACCAAGAAGACGAUAA
Phycomyces blakesleeanus NRRL 1555(-) is the source of this 540-nucleotide messenger RNA. RefSeq lists its product as hypothetical. Bases 1 to 540 code for a protein of 179 amino acids. The transcript has 5 exons. The record is from RefSeq and is a predicted model, not a curated record. Gene Ontology annotation, cellular component: membrane. Gene Ontology annotation, biological process: mitochondrial respiratory chain complex I assembly. NCBI's taxonomy places the organism in Eukaryota, Fungi, Mucoromycota, Mucoromycetes, Mucorales, Phycomycetaceae.